UUGGAGCAUGGGUCAAAGGCAGCUAGUCAGUUUAGUGCGGGUAUUACUCAAGAUGAAUAAAAUAAUAGUACUCGAUGAAGCUACUGCAUCAGUGGAUAGUGCAACUGACUAUAUAAUUCAACAAACACUUAGGCAACACUUCUCAGGGUCUACUGUCAUCACAAUUGCACAUAGAUUAACAUCAGUUCUUGAUGUCGAUAAGGUCCUCCUCCUUGAUGAUGGUCUUGUACUGGAAUAUGAUUCUCCAACCAAAUUGUUAGAUAUCAAGUCCUCAUCAUUUGCAAAGCUUGUUAAGGAAUAUAUCCGAAGAUGUGAUACUUAAUUUGGAAAGUCUAAAUAAGUGUGUUUUGAAUACUCAGAUGCAAGCAUGCUGCAUUAGAUUGAGGUGUAUCACUA
Molecule: messenger RNA, 396 nt
Organism: Macadamia integrifolia
Lineage: Eukaryota; Viridiplantae; Streptophyta; Magnoliopsida; Proteales; Proteaceae
Product: ABC transporter C family member 7-like
Exons: 2
Coding region: 8-322 (104 amino acids)
Biological process (GO): transmembrane transport
Cellular component (GO): vacuolar membrane; plant-type vacuole
Molecular function (GO): ATPase-coupled transmembrane transporter activity
Source: RefSeq, a predicted model, not a curated record